Molecule: messenger RNA, 8570 nt
Organism: Populus trichocarpa (black cottonwood)
Lineage: Eukaryota; Viridiplantae; Streptophyta; Magnoliopsida; Malpighiales; Salicaceae
Exons: 36
Coding region: 225-7868 (2547 amino acids)
Source: RefSeq, a predicted model, not a curated record
UCUCCGUUACCCCAUAGUUCCGCUUUGUGUCUGUACUGCGUUGCACUUCACGCAUCCGAGAAACCAGAAACACCUCGCAACAAAUUAAAAAAAUAAAGAGAAAAUUAGAAAUCUCCACCGUCAACACCCCAAAUUCUCCAACUCAAAAACCUCGAAAAAAAGAGAGUAAAAAAUGAAUAAUCAAAAUCCAUAACUAACAGAAAACAACAAUAACCUCCAUUGAAAUGGACAAAGAAACCGACCUUCUCUCUCGCCUAGCAGCGAACCAUCUCCACUUAGCUCAAUUCGAGCCAUUACGAGCCAUCCUCACAUCUCUCCGCACCAAAAACCCUGACCUCGCUCUCGCAAUUCUCCAAACCAUAGUAUCCAAUUCUGGCAGGUUCGAUAACAUUCUCUGGUCCCAAUCUUGCCCUAAUCCAUCACUCCUCACAUUUUUAUCAACCCUAGAGCUCUUACAACUUAACAAUCCGACUUCGCAUACAUGGCGCUUCGAUUCCGUUACGCUUCGGUUGCGUGUAGAGUUUUUGUUGUUGAUUCAACUUUUGAUUGAUCGCGUGACGGAGAGUUUGCGCAAGAAUGUCGAUCUCGAUAGGUUUGAGAAAGAGGAGGGGGAGAUUGGUGUGGGAGAGAGUUCUGGAGGAAGGGGGGCGGAGGAGGAGGAGGAGGAGGAGGAGGGGUUUUUAGAUAAUUUUGAGGGUUUGAAGGAUGGGAGUGGUGAGUUAGAGGUUUUGGAUAAGGUUUUGGAGUUUGGUGUGAAGAGAUUGAAGGGAGAUGUGGAUUUGGACGGGAAUGAAGUGGGAGGGAGUGGGAGAGGGGAGGGUUCCAGUUCCGGUGGUGUUGUGGCAAUUGAGGAAGGGGAGAUGAUGUGUUUGAGGAAGGUGAUUUUGGAUAAUGCGGAUGUUUUUGAUGCGUUGUGUUGGAAUGUAGAGAGCCAAAUGAAGGGGAUGAAGGUUGAGAAUGAGAAUUCAGGUAUGGAGAUAACGGUGAGGGGGGAGGAGAGUGAGAAAGUGGAGGAGGAAGGUGUGGAGUUGUUUGAUUUGAUUAGAAAGUGUGUGCAGUUAGCGCAUGUGGAUGCAAUGAAGGAGUGUUCAAAAGAGGGAGAUGAAGGAGUAUUUUCACAUAUCCGCUUUCUGCAUCUCGAUCGUGGCCUGGAGGAGAGUGAGUAUCGCAUUGUGCUGCAAGAUCUCCUUGUGAGGGUUUUGUCAACAAGGAAAGGAUAUGGAACCUCAUGGCAUGACAUGCAAGAAAAAUUGCUUCGGAUCUAUGAAGAGGCUCUUUCAUCGAAUUGUAGACAUCUUGUUGAAAUGAUUCAGGUUAUCCAGGAUGACUUGCUCCGUCAAGAGAUUGAGAUGUCUCGAGCACAUGCUGACAAACAGAUUCCACUCCCUUUAGAGCACUUUCAGGGGUAUCUUAUGGAAAUGAAACUGGAUGAAGAUUCAAAUGACCCAUCUUUUUCCUUGAGUAGGGCUGUCAGUAUUUGCAUGAGAGAGAUGUACCACUAUGCUCGUGUUUCAGAAGUACAUAUACUUGAAUGCUUCAUGGAUACAGCCCUCUCGGCUGUCAAGAGGGAGCAGCUUCAAGAAGCUAGCUAUUUUCUCAAGCUGUUUCCACGGCUUAGGCCCCUAGUAGCUGCCAUGGGUUGGGAUCUGUUGGCAGGUAAAACAACUGCUCGGAGGAAAUUAAUGCAACUUCUCUGGACAAGCAGGAAGUCGCAAAUACUUCGACUAGAAGAGUCUGCAACAUAUGGUAAUCAAUUGGAUGAGAUGUCUUGCGUGGAGCAUCUAUGUGAUUCAUUAUGUUAUCAGCUUGAUCUUGCCUCUUUUGUUUCUUGUGUCAAUUCUGGUCAAUCAUGGAAUUCAAAGUCAUCACUGUUGUUGUCUGGAAACCAACAAAUAAUUUCUGCAAGCGAAGAUAAUCAUUCAGAACGUUUUGUUGAAAACUUUGUGCUGGAAAGACUUUCUGUUCAAAGCCCUCUUCGCGUAUUGUUUGAUGUUGUUCCAACCAUGAAGUUUCAGGAUGCUAUUGAAUUAAUUAGCAUGCAGCCAAUUUGUUCUGACAUAGCAGCCUGGAAAAGAAUGCAAGAUAUUGAACUAAUGCACAUGCGUUAUGCUCUGGAAUCAACUGUUCUUGCAUUGGGAGUGAUGGAGAGGUGUACGACUGAUGAAAGACAGAGUCAUCAUCAAGUGGCUCUUUGCCACUUGAAAGACCUGAGGAACCACUUGGAGGCUAUUACCAAUAUUCCACGCAAGAUAUUGAUGGUGAAUGUUAUAAUUUCACUUUUACAUAUGGAUGAUAUCUCUCUCAAUUUGACGCAUUGUGCCUCACCAGGGAGCAAUUCUGAAUCAUCCUCCACAUGUGCUUGGGACCAUACUGAUGUCACUUUUUGUGAAGGAGGGAAAGAAAUGGUUAUUUCUUUCACAGGAUUGCUACUUGAUAUUCUACAUCGCAAUCUUCCACCAGGCUUGAUUGAAGAGCAUACACCAAAUGAUGGUAUGAGUAUAGAUGGAAGACAGGCCUUAGAGUGGAGAAUAUCAAUAGCUAGAGAUUUCAUUGAGGAUUGGCAGUGGCGGUUGUCAGUUUUGCAACGUCUUCUACCAUUAUCUGAGUGCCAAUGGGGAUGGAAGGAGGCGCUGACUGUCCUACGUGCAGCCCCAUCCAAGCUGCUUAACCUUUGCAUGCAAAGAGCGAAGUAUGACAUUGGUGAAGAGGCAGUUCAUCGAUUUUCUUUAUCAGCAGAAGAUAGAGCUACCCUUGAAUUGGCUGAAUGGGUUGACGGUGCUGUUAGAAGAGCGUCUGAAUCCAGAUUGGUAGAAGAUGCAGUGUCUCGUGCUGUGGAUGGGACUUCAGCAGUGCAAGACCUAGAUUUUUCUUCUUUACGAUCCCAAUUGGGUUCUUUGGCUGCAAUUCUUUUAUGCAUUGAUGUUGCUGCAACUUCUGCGAGGUCGGCACGUAUGUCUCAACAACUCCUGGAUCAGGCUCAAGUUAUGUUAUCUGAGAUAUAUCCAGGAGCAUCUCCAAAGAUAGGCUCGACUUACUGGGAUCAGAUUCUUGAAGUGGGAAUUAUUUCUGUAUCACGACGUGUUCUCAAGCGUCUACAUGAAUUCUUGGAACAAGGUGAUGGUCCUGGCCUCCAGGCAUUUCUGGCUGGGGAGAUUAUUAUAUCGUCAUCAAAGGAGUUGCUCCGGCAGGGGCAAAGAGAACGUACUCUUGCUAUUUUGCAUCAGAUGAUUGAAGAUGCUCACAGGGGGAAGCGACAGUUUCUGAGUGGUAAGCUUCAUAAUCUUGCAAGAGCUAUUGCUGAUGAAGAAACAGAGGUAAAUAUAGUAAAAGGUGACAACCCAUAUGCGGAGCGUAAACUCUUGUCUCACUUUGACAAGGAAGGGGUUCUUGGACUUGGGUUAAAAGUUGCAAAACAGACACCCAAAAGUUCUGCUGGUGGAGAAACUAGCAUGCAGCCUGUUGGUUAUGAUAUAAAAGAUACAGGGAAGAGAUUGUUUGGUCCUUUGAGUGCUAAGCCUACAACGUAUCUUUCACAAUUUAUUCUCCAUAUUGCUGCAAUUGGUGACAUAGUUGAUGGCACUGAUACAACUCAUGAUUUCAACUUUUUCUCACUGGUUUAUGAGUGGCCUAAAGAUCUUCUAACUCGUUUAGUCUUUGACCGAGGCAGCACUGACGCAGCUGGCAAGGUUGCUGACAUUAUGUGUGCUGAUUUUGUCCAUGAAGUUAUUUCAGCAUGUGUACCUCCUGUUUAUCCACCUCGGUCUGGUCAUGCAUGGGCUUGCAUUCCUGUCGCUGCUACCUUCCAUAAGAGUUAUGCGGAGAAUAAAGUGUUGUCUCCAGCCUGCAAAGAAGCUAAGCCUAAUUGCUACCGUAGUUUCUCAGCAACUCCUGGAAUUCCUUUGUACCCCCUCCAGUUGGAUAUUGUAAAACAUCUCGUUAAAAUAUCCCCAGUGAGGGCUGUGCUAGCAUGUGUUUUUGGGAGGAGUAUCUUAUACAGUGGCAGUGACUCUUCUAUGUCUGGUUCCAUGGAUGAUGGUUCAUUGCAGGAACCUGACAAUGACAGACUAUUUUAUGAAUUUGCUCUUGAUCAAUCUGAGAGAUUCCCCACUUUAAACCGGUGGAUACAAAUGCAAACGAACCUCCAUCGAGUUUCAGAGUUUGCUGUAACAUCUGGACGAAAAGCUGAUGCUGGUGAGGUUAAAGCCGACACAAGGGUUGCUAUUAAGAGAUUUCGUGAGCGAGAUAGUGAUACCGAGUCAGAAGUUGAUGACACUUUUGGUAGCAGUACUAUUUCAACUACUUUGCCAGACCUUGGCAGUCAAGGUGGUUCAGCUCCUGAACCACAAGAGGAUUCCUCAAAAUCUGACGCAUUUGAACUGGACACUACAGCUUUUCUCUCCCUGGAUUGGGAAAAUGAAGAACCUUAUGAGAAAGCAGUGGAGAGAUUGAUUGGUGAAGGAAAAUUAAUGGAUGCUCUUGCACUUUCGGAUCGCUUUUUACGUGAUGGAGCCUCGAACCAGUUACUUCAAUUACUCAUUGAACGCAGAGAAGAAGACCAUCCAUUCUCUGGACCUCAAGGUUAUGGGGGGCAUCGUAUCUGGAGCAAUAGCUGGCAGUAUUGCUUGCGAUUGAAGGAUAAACAACUGGCAGCUAGACUUGCCCUCAAGUAUAUGCACAGAUGGGAACUUGAUGCUGCUCUAGAUGUACUCACCAUGUGCAGCUGCCACCUACCUGAGAGUGAUCCAGUCAGGAAUGAGGUCUUGCAAAGGAGAAAGGCUUUGCAAAGGUACAACCAUAUAUUAACCGCAGAUGAUCAUUAUAGCAGCUGGCAAGAGGUUGAGGAAGAGUGUAAGGAAGAUCCUGAAGGCUUGGCACUCAGAUUAGCUGGGAAAGGAGCUGUUUCUGCUGCCCUAGAAGUGGCUGAGAGUGCAGGACUGUCAACAGACUUGAGGAGAGAACUCAAGGGUCGGCAACUUGUGAAACUUCUUACUGCAGACCCACUCAAUGGAGGGGGUCCUGCAGAAGCUUCACGCUUUCUUUCUUCACUACGUGAUUCAGAUGAUGCUUUACCAGUUGCAAUGGGCGCAAUGCAGCUAUUACCCAAUCUGCGUUCAAAGCAACUUCUUGUACACUUUUUCCUUAAACGAAGAGAUGGGAAUCUGUCAGAUGUCGAGGUUGCCCGGCUUAACUCAUGGGCUUUGGGCCUUCGUGUUCUUGCUGCCUUGCCAUUGCCAUGGCAGCAAAGGUGUUCUUCCCUGCAUGAGCACCCGCAUUUGAUAUUGGAGGUUCUUCUGAUGAGGAAACAGCUGCAGUCUGCUUCUCUGAUCCUUAAAGAAUUUCCUUCUCUGAGAGACAACAUUGUAGUUGUUUCAUAUGCUGCUAAAGCAAUUGCUGUUAUUAUUAACUCUCCCGCCAGAGAACCACGGAUCUCUGUUUCUGGAACAAGACCAAAACCUAAAACGAGAGCAGGUGUGCCUACAAGGUCAUCUUUUACUAGCAGUUUAAAUAACUUGCAAAAAGAGGCUCGCAGAGCCUUUUCUUGGGCCCCACGAAAUAAUGGAGAUAAGAAUGCUACAAAAGAUUCUUAUCGCAAAAGAAAGAGUUCUGGUUUGCCACCAACUGAAAGAGUGGCAUGGGAGGCAAUGACUGGAAUUCAAGAGGAUCAUGCAUCAUCAUAUUCUGCAGAUGGGCAGGAACGGCUCCCACCAGUUUCAAUUGCUGAGGAAUGGAUGCUUACUGGUGAUGUUAUUAAGGAUGAAGCUGUUCGCACAUCACACCGAUAUGAAAGUGCCCCUGACAUUAUACUUUUUAAGGCGCUGCUAUCAUUGUGUUCUGAUGAAUUGAUGGCCGCCAAAAGUGCUCUGGAUUUAUGUAUGAAUCAGAUGAAGAAUGUUUUGAGUGCAAGACAGUUAUCGGAGAAUGCAUCGACAGAAACAAUUGGUAGAGCAUAUCAUGCGACAGAGACAUUUGUUCAGGGGCUACUUUAUACUAAAUCCUUGCUGAGGAAGCUUGUUGGGGGGAGUGACUUGUCAAGUAAUUCUGAAAGAAGUAGGGAUGCUGAUGAUGCCUCUUCAGAUGCUGGUAACUCUAGUGUAGGCAGUCAGUCCACAGAUGAACCAUCUGAAAUCUUGUCACAGGCAGACAUUUGGCUAGGACGUGCUGAGUUGCUCCAAAGCCUUCUGGGAUCAGGAAUUGCUGCUUCUCUUGAGGAUAUUGCUGAUAAAGAGUCAUCUGCUCGUCUCCGUGACAGGUUGAUUGUUGAUGAACAGUACAGCAUGGCUGUAUAUACUUGCCGGAAGUGUAAGAUUGAUGUUUUCCCUGUGUGGAAUGCUUGGGGACAUGCUUUGAUUCGGAUGGAACACUAUGCGCAAGCUCGAGUGAAAUUCAAGCAAGCUCUUCAAUUGCACAAGGGUGACCCUACUGCCAUCAUUCAAGAAAUUAUCAAUACAAUUGAAGGAGGUCCACCAGUGGAUGUGUCAGCUGUUCGUUCUAUGUAUGAACAUUUGGCCAGAAGUGCACCAACCAUCUUGGAUGAUUCUCUUUCGGCUGAUUCAUAUCUCAAUGUUCUGAACAUGCCAUCUACAUUUCCACGUUCAGAGAGAUCUAGGCGUUAUCAAGAAUCUGCAAAUAAUAACUCAGCUUACAGCUCUGAGUUUGAAGAUGGACCUCGCAGCAAUUUGGACAGUGUUCGUUAUGUUGAGUGCGUUAAUUAUUUACAAGAAUAUGCUCGUCAGCAUUUGCUUGGAUUUAUGUUCAGACAUGGCCACUACACUGAUGCCUGCAUGUUGUUCUUUCCACAAAAUGCUGUUCCACCACCUCCUCAACCUUCAGCCAUGGGAGUAGCAACUUCAUCUUCAUCGCCACAAAGAUUAGACCCUUUAGCAACUGAUUAUGGGAAUAUUGAUGAUUUGUGUGACUUGUGUAUUGGUUAUAGUGCCAUGAAUGUUCUUGAAGAAGUGAUAUCGACAAGAAUAGCAUCUGCAAAACAACAGGAUGUAAACCAGCAUACUGCUGCAGUCCUUGCACGUAUUUGCACCUAUUGUGAAACUCAUAGGCAUUUCAAUUAUCUCUACCAGUUUCAGGUAAUCAAGAAAGAUCAUGUUGCUGCUGGACUAUGUUGUAUUCAGUUAUUUAUGAAUUCCUUUUCACAAGAGGAAGCUGUUAAACACUUGGAGAAUGCCAAGAUGCAUUUUGAUGAAGGAUUAUCAGCUCGAUACAAAGGUGGAGACUCUACAAAACUUGUCACAAAGGGUGUUCGAGGAAAAAGUGCCUCUGAGAAGCUCACAGAAGAAGGACUUGUUAAGUUUUCUGCUAGGGUUUCAAUCCAGGUGGAAGUUGUGAAAUCCUCUAAUGAUUCAGAUGGACCUCAGUGGAAACAUUCUCUAUUUGGAAACCCAAAUGAUCCAGAAACCUUUAGGAGAAGGUGUGAGAUUGCAGAAACACUCGUUGAAAAGAACUUCGAUUUGGCUUUCCAAAUAAUCUAUGAAUUUAAUCUUCCAGCUGUUGAUAUAUAUGCUGGUGUUGCUGCAUCACUUGCUGAGAGAAAAAGAGGCAGCCAGUUGACCGAAUUUUUUAGAAAUAUUAAAGGGACUAUUGAUGAUGAUGAUUGGGAUCAGGUCUUGGGAGCUGCAAUAAACAUAUAUGCUAAUAAACAUAAAGAACGUCCUGACCGUCUCAUCGGCAUGUUAACCAGCAGUCACAGGAAGGUGCUGGCUUGUGUUGUCUGUGGUCGUCUAAAGAGUGCAUUUCAAAUUGCGUCACGAAGUGGAAGUGUGGCUGAUGUUCAAUAUGUUGCUCAUCAGGCAUUACAUGCAAAUGCACUGCCAGUACUUGAUAUGUGCAAACAGUGGUUGGCACAGUACAUGUAAUUUGUAGCUCAUGAGAAGUGCAGUUUUACUCUAGGCCAAUAUGAUUGGUUGUAACGAUAGAAGUAAUUCCGAGCACCACUCUAGGAUGCUGAGAUGAACACAGUUUCCUUCAAAACCUGCACUUUAUGAACUCUCAGAGCGUCAGCAUUUGAGGUCUGUUCCUAUGUUUUUUAGCUUCCAGCUGCUCUUACAAUCCCUACCAUUGAACACAGCGUGCAUGGUGUUUGAUGGGUUGCUAAGUCUCGAGGACAUGUAGAGAAAACUACACCACAAGGCUAGUCAGAUAUUACACAGGAGCUCAUCGGCAUUCUGCCCAGACACUCAAACAAGAUAUUCAACUGGAAUACUUUUGGAUACUAGAGAUUUUAAUUUUGGAACCUUUUGGAUACAUGACAUAACGGUGCAACGACUGCUCAGUGAGGGGGCGUCGGUGUCAUUAUACAGGAAUUUGUGGGUAUAAAAAGAUGUAUAGCACUGAAACGGCUUCGACUUCAAAUUUGUUCAUUUUCGCAUCUGUAAUUUAUGAGGUUAGAUAACUAGGAAUGAAAACAACAGAAAGAAAGAAAGAGAUAGCAGGUUUUCUGUUUUCCUUUUGGAAUAAUUCCGUGGGCGUCUGCUCCUUGACGUUUCUCUGUGCUUGUUAUAUUUUGUAACAUUGUAGCUUAUUUUGUGGUCAACACGAGUUCAAGCAUUCGAAGAUAA